AUGAUGAUCAGACUUCUGGGAGAAGUGCUGACUAAUGGUUUAUUUGCCGAUGCCACCAAAACCACCGCCGCUAAAGCUGCUGAACCCGCCACCCCCGAAUCCGCCCAAUCCGCCGCCGAAGCUGUUAAACCCGCCGCCGAAACUGUUGAAUCCCCCGCCGAGGCCGCCGCCAAACCUGCUGAAUCCACCACGCCCACCGUAUCCCACACGGCCGCCGAAGCGCCCUCGUCCACCACGCCGGCAGUUUCGUCGGCCACGGCAACGCCGACGGUUCCGGCGCCCGAAUCCUCCCCCAAAUCCGCCCAAUCCCCCACCGAAACCGCCACCGUAUCCCAUACCGCCACCGCUGAAUCCACCAAUGAACGCAUCGACGCCGUCUAUUACAAAAUAAUUCAAAAUGUCAGUUGGCCAUCAGAAGUAUCGCAAUGGAUAAUGACACCGACGGCCAGGAAUAAUACCAGCGUGGAAUAAUUCAUUGUCAAGCCGGAUAAUAGGAUUACCGUUUUUUGGUGAUAAUCUUAAUAAAACUGAAACAAACACCCGCCAAAUAAAAGACCGACGUUCCGUUGAUACCGCGCGUUUUAUUGUGUGGAGCCGCUAUACACGGGCGACCAGGAAGUAAGGCCGGGUACAUAAAACAAGCCCGCUAGGACGCCCCGGGAAACGCACUCCAGCUGGCCACGGUUGCAUAAUCGCGUCAGUUUAUCGUGCAAAUCCAUUGUCUUGAAUGUCUUCGCUGCAAAAAAAAUGCGGUUCGGUCACUUGUUAAUUGGCACGGUGGGAAAAGACAAAAAAAUCGUCUGCUGGUCGCGAACGUUGUUUACUGAGAAAAUCUAGUAGAACAUUGGAAAACUGGAUUAUCAGCUGUUGGUUAAGUGGAUAAUGAAAUGUUUGCACAAUCGUUUAAUUAACGACAACGUGUACAUGGUGUAUUAUUAAUUUUAAUGCGAAUAAUUUAUGCUGAACUUACUUUGCUUAAUAUACGGAAGAGUACCACGUACAGUACUACAUAGCUUCUAUAUCAAAAACGCGAGCGCAG
Messenger RNA from Paramacrobiotus metropolitanus, 1039 nucleotides. RefSeq lists its product as uncharacterized. The transcript is spliced from 3 exons. The record is from RefSeq and is a predicted model, not a curated record. The coding region runs from base 1 to 471 and encodes 156 amino acids. NCBI's taxonomy places the organism in Eukaryota, Metazoa, Tardigrada, Eutardigrada, Parachela, Macrobiotidae.